Messenger RNA from Globicephala melas (long-finned pilot whale), 2321 nucleotides. It is a transcript of the gene PSEN2, whose product is annotated as presenilin 2. Gene Ontology annotation, molecular function: aspartic endopeptidase activity, intramembrane cleaving. Gene Ontology annotation, biological process: negative regulation of apoptotic process; protein processing; Notch receptor processing. NCBI's taxonomy places the organism in Eukaryota, Metazoa, Chordata, Mammalia, Artiodactyla, Delphinidae. The record is from RefSeq and is a predicted model, not a curated record. Gene Ontology annotation, cellular component: nucleus; dendritic shaft; neuromuscular junction.
GGCGGGGCGGGGGCGGGGUCUGCGCCGGCGCCGGGUCCGGCGGGCGCUCUGCCAGCUGCGUAAACAAUGCCGGAGCACCGCGGCGGAGCAGACGGAGAACCUGAGAGGCAUCCAUCCCAUCCGGAACAGUUGCAGAGCCAACUUGACCCAAAAUUGACAACUUGGGUUGCCAGCCUGUCCUGAGAGUAACUGAUCGGUACAGACCCCGGCUUCCGGAUUGCAGAGUAUCAUCAGUCUUCAGUUCCAACUUAGAAGCAAAAGGAGUACAUCCCAGCUGCUCUGUUCUCCUUCAGGAACCAGGACAGAUUCCAAGAAGUAGCAUUUCAGGAUCAAAAGGCACUUUCGGAGGUAGGGUCAUGCUCACAUUCAUGGCCUCUGACAGCGAGGAAGAAGUGUGUGACGAGCGGACGUCCCUGAUGUCAGCCGAGAGCCCCAUGCCGCGCUCCUGCCAGGAAGGCAGGCAGGGCCUGGAGAACGGAGAGGGUGCCGCCCAGUGGGUAGGUUCCCACCAGCAGUCCAAGGCCUCCGGACAGAGAGGCCAGGAGAGCGAGGAGGACCAUGAGGAGGACCCUGACCGCUACGUCUGCAGCGGGGUCCCCGGGCGGCCACCAGGCCUGGAGGAGGAGCUGACCCUCAAAUACGGGGCAAAGCACGUGAUCAUGCUGUUUGUGCCUGUCACGCUGUGCAUGGUCGUGGUGGUGGCCACCAUCAAGUCCGUGCGUUUCUACACGGAGAAGAAUGGACAGCUCAUCUACACACCUUUCACCGAGGACACAUCUUCGGUGGGCCAGCGCUUCCUCAACUCCGUGCUCAACACCCUCAUCAUGAUCAGCGUCAUUGUCGUCAUGACCAUCUUCCUGGUCGUGCUCUACAAGUACCGCUGCUACAAGUUCAUCCACGGCUGGCUGAUCAUGUCCUCCCUGAUGCUGCUGUUCCUUUUCACCUACAUCUACCUUGGGGAAGUGCUCAAGACCUACAAUGUGGCCAUGGACUACCCCACCCUGUUCCUGACCGUCUGGAACUUCGGGGCGGUGGGCAUGGUGUGCAUCCACUGGAAGGGCCCCUUGGUGCUGCAGCAGGCCUAUCUCAUCAUGAUCAGCGCGCUCAUGGCCUUGGUGUUCAUCAAGUACCUCCCAGAGUGGUCUGCGUGGGUCAUCCUGGGCGCCAUCUCUGUGUACGAUCUCGUGGCUGUGCUGUGCCCCAAAGGGCCGCUGAGAAUGCUGGUAGAAACUGCCCAGGAGAGAAACGAGCCCAUAUUCCCUGCCCUGAUAUAUUCAUCCGCCAUGGUGUGGACAGUGGGCAUGGCCAAGUUGGACCCCUCCUCUCAGGGAGCCCUUCAGCUCCCCUACGACCCAGAGAUGGAAGAGGACUCCUGUGACAGUUUGGGGGAGCCCUCGUACCCUGAAGUCUUUGCGCCCCCCCUGCCUGGCUACCCGGGGGAGGAGCUGGAGGAGGAGGAGGAAAGGGGCGUGAAGCUCGGCCUCGGAGACUUCAUCUUCUACAGCGUGCUGGUGGGCAAGGCGGCAGCCACGGGCAGUGGGGACUGGAACACCACGCUGGCCUGCUUUGUGGCCAUCCUCAUCGGUUUGUGUCUGACCCUUCUGCUGCUCGCCGUGUUCAAGAAAGCGUUGCCCGCCCUCCCCAUCUCCAUCACGUUCGGGCUAAUCUUCUACUUCUCCACAGACAACCUGGUACGGCCUUUCAUGGACACCCUGGCCUCCCAUCAGCUCUACAUCUGAGGGGAAGCCUGGGCACCGUGGCCUGGAAGCUGGAAGAAACGGUAACUGGAUGCAGUUGUGCAGUUGUACACUCUAGUGCCAUAUAUUUUUAAGACUUUUCUUUCCUUAAAAAAAAAAAAAGCGGGGAGAGAGUAAAAAAGUGUCGUGUUUACUUUGUGAAGAGGAAGGACCAGCUUUUUGGUGCUGGUUGUUUUGUCACCAGGCCGUGGCUCACCCCUUUGUGAGCAUUUGCUUCACCAGCAGGAGACGCGGGAAAUCGGUCCAGAGGAGCUGAGGAAGGUUCUGAGACGUGGGAGGGGCUUGGGGAAGGCCCCUGCUCUCGCCCCACAGCCUGGAGUCCUCUGAGGGCCUAGCCGGAGGACGGGGCGCGUAUAUUCGGGACCGGGAGGUCACGCCUGGGACGGCAUGUAGCGCCUGGUCGCUCUGGCCGGAGAGGAAAACCCAAUUUUCUCUGCAAGGAAUGUUCACCAACGCUUUGUCUAUGAUGCUGUCAUCAUUUUAUUACCUUUAGAGUCCUUGUUAAAAGCAGUUACUGCUGGGAAGUGUCUUAAUAUCAAUAAAUAGACGAAUCCUGUUGCAGUG